This is a messenger RNA of Monodelphis domestica (gray short-tailed opossum), 931 nucleotides long. RefSeq lists its product as uncharacterized. The record is from RefSeq and is a predicted model, not a curated record. NCBI's taxonomy places the organism in Eukaryota, Metazoa, Chordata, Mammalia, Didelphimorphia, Didelphidae.
GACAUCCACCCAAAAGGGAUCUCUUUUUCCUUUCCCCCCAUGGGCACCCCUAGUGAAGCCACAACCACAGGGUGGGAACCUAACACUACCAGAUAUCCUGAAACUAGUCCAUUCAACUCCUUCCACAAAAGGAUCUCUUCUUUAGGGGAAGGCAUCAGCCCAACAUUUACUAUUUUCAUCUGACUCAGUCUCUAUCAACAAAGUUCCCAUUUCCAUGGUAACAUGGAAUCAAUAUACAGUUGAAACUGACAUCACAAUAAAGGCCCCUAUAAAAGGAAUUAACUGAGCUCAGUUGGGUUACCUUGGACUAAGGUCCCCAUCAACCCUUACCUCUAUUCAUUUUCUCCCCUGAACGAUGGGUGCAAAUUGUACGCACCAUUAUAGGAAACAGAGAAAAACAGAUUUAAACAGAAGACAGGCUUCUGGAAGAAAAAAAUUUGACACCUCUUUGCCUGAUGGUGCCCUUGCCCCAUCAGAUGACUCCUCGGUGUCCACAAUAACUGCCAACAAUCCUUCAGGUUAUAAACAUCAAAUGAGCUUCCCUUGCUUCAGAAACAUAUCAUGGAGCUCUUACUACAAGAACUUCACACUCAGCUUCACUAUUACCAACAUGUUUUACACAACAAAGAUGAAUCAAAAGGACUCCAGAACAUUCAAGGCUGCUGAGCAUAUCCUGCAAAUCUUGCUCAAGGUAUUGUUUGGAAGCAGCAGGAUUGGCUCUCAGUAUUCUGGAUGCAGUGACCUUUCACUGAGGUCUCUGAGGAACAGGAUAGCAACCGGAGUGGAUAUAGUCUGCAGUUUCAAGAAGGACUCCUCCAACCAUGUCCUGGACAAAAAGGUGGUUUACUGGGAGCUGACUGAACAGCUCUGUACAAGAAAGCUAAAACACCUGGUUAUAGACAAUGAGAGCCUCAUUGUGAAUGGUAAAUAG